This is a messenger RNA of Sungouiella intermedia, 1236 nucleotides long. The record is from the annotation of a GenBank genome assembly. NCBI's taxonomy places the organism in Eukaryota, Fungi, Ascomycota, Pichiomycetes, Serinales, Metschnikowiaceae.
AUGGCCUCCAACGAUUUGCCAGUGUAUCCGACACCCCAGCAGGCUGCCUUUGGAGCUAACGGCCAACAAGCCCAGACUCGCCGCACCUCCAACAGACCCCACGCAGGGCAAGGUGGUCACCCGUACAAUCAACAAGCCCAGGGGUCAAAUCUACCGGACAUGCCCACCACAAGGACCUACAUGAAUAGCCAGGCUAGCUACCAGAAUUAUCAGCAUUCCGGGCAGCAACCGGCUCCGACCCGCCAGAACCAUCCGAACCAGACUCAGACGCAACCCCGCCCUACUCAGACCCAGAAUCUUCUGAAUCAGAACAUCCACUACCAACAGCAGCCACAGCAACAACAGCCACAGCCUUACCGUCCUCAGCAGCAGAUGAACCACCUGUACCAAUCCACGCCACUGCAGUAUCUGCCUGUGCAACAACAACAUCAGCAGCAGCAGCAGCAGCAGCAACAACAACAACAUCAGCCACAGCCUCAACACGUCCAGCAACAACUGCAUCACCAGCAACAGUUUUACCUGGCUUCCCCUCCGCUAGCUCCCCAAUAUCAGCAGUAUCAAGCUCCAGUACCGCAGUACCAGAACAACCUGCUGGCAUCCGUAUCACAGUAUUCGCUGUCUCCUCCAGCUCAAUCUCCGAUCACCCAAGUCACCAACAGACCGCCGCCGCCGGUGGAUGUGCCCAAGAAGUCUAACAAGCAGCGAUUGGAAACCGAAUUGCGUGCUACCUUCGAUCGAGUUGACACCAACAGGUCAGGACGGAUUUCUGGUCGCGAGUUGAGUCUGGCUUUGACCAACUUCGACAAUACUCGAUUUCAGGAGUCCACCGUGCGCUUGAUGAUCAAAUUGUUUACUAAUGAGUCGUCGUCAUCAUUGAACUACGAGCAGUUUGUCUCGUUGUGGAAGUACUUGACAGCAUAUAAGAAAUUGUUCGUUGCUGCCGAUGUUAAUAAACUGGGUGACAUUUCAUUUGGCGAGUUCCAGCGCAUCAUUGAGCAGAUCGGCUACAAGUUGAACGUUGACUUGGUGCUCCACUUAUUUCAGAAGUUCGCUAAUAAGGACUAUGUGGCCCAGGAGCCGGUGAUUAUUUCCAAGCUCAAGUUUGAUUCCUUCAUCGAACUCUUGGUGUACCUCCGUAAGCUUACGGAUAUAUUCAAACAGUAUGAUAACGACAAGUCUGGUGUGGCCACCAUCAACUACCUGGACUUCUUGUAUGAAAUCAGCAACUUGACAUAG